Molecule: messenger RNA, 1645 nt
Organism: Ochotona princeps (American pika)
Lineage: Eukaryota; Metazoa; Chordata; Mammalia; Lagomorpha; Ochotonidae
Product: cytochrome P450 3A6-like
Exons: 13
Coding region: 14-1525 (503 amino acids)
Biological process (GO): oxidative demethylation; steroid metabolic process
Molecular function (GO): iron ion binding; heme binding; testosterone 6-beta-hydroxylase activity
Source: RefSeq, a predicted model, not a curated record
ACAGUGAGUGGCAAUGGACCUGAUGCCAGACUUUUCCAUACAAACCUGGGUUCUCGUGGUUACCAGCCUGGUGCUCCUGUAUCUAUAUGGCACCUAUACAUUUGGAACUUUUAAGAAGAUGGGAAUUCCUGGACCAAAGCCUCUGCCUUUCCUGGGCACUCUCAUGGGCUACCGCAAGGGUAUGUGGAAUUUUGACAUGGAAUGUUAUAAAAAGUAUGGAAAUAUGUGGGGGUUGUUUGAGGGUCGGCAGCCAAUGUUGGCCAUCACUGAUCCAGACAUGAUGAAAACAGUGCUGGUGAAAGAAUGUUACUCUGUCUUCACAAACCGGCGGGUGUUGGGACCACUGGGACUAAUGAAAAGAGCCCUCUUCAAUUCUGAGGAUGAAGAAUGGAAGAGACUUCGAGCACUGUUGUCCCCAACAUUCACUAGUGGUAAACUCAAGGAGAUGAUGCCCAUCAUUGCCCGGUAUGGAGAUGUGUUGGUGCAAAAUCUGAGUCAGGAAGCAGAGAAAGGCAAGCCCGUUGACUUGAAAGAUAUCUUUGGGUCCUACAGCUUGGAUGUGAUCACUGCUACAUCAUUUGGAGUGGACAUUGAUUCCCUUAGAAACCCACAGGAUCCCUUUGUGAGAAAUGCCAAGACGCUUUUAAAACUUAAUGUAUUUGAUCCUGUAUUAUUUUCAAUAACACUUUUUCCAUUCCUCAUUCCAGUUUAUGAAGCAUUGAAUAUUACUGUGUUUAAAAAAAAUUCUGUAGAUUAUUUGAAAACAUCUGUAGAAAAAAUUAAAGAAGAUCGCCUGAAAGACAAGAAAAAGCACCGAAUGGAUUUACUACAACUAUUGAUUAACUCCCAGAAUUCCAAAGAAGUCGAUUCAUACAAAGCUCUGACUGAUUUAGAGCUUGUAGCCCAGGCAAUUAUCUUUAUUCACGGUGGCUUUGAGACAACUAGUAGUACUCUCUCCUUCAUUAUGUAUUUCUUGGCCACUCACCCUGAUGUCCAGCAGAAACUACAGCAGGAAGUUGAUGCUGCCUUGCCCAAUAAGGCACUUGUCACGUAUGAUAUUCUGAUGCAGAUGGAGUAUCUGGAAAUGGUGGUAAAUGAAGCUCUUAGAAUAUACCCAAUUGCUACCAGAGUUGAGAGAGUCUGUAAGAAAGAUAUUGAAAUCAAUGGGGUACUCAUUCCCAAAGGGACACUUGUGAUGAUGCCAAGCUAUGUUCUUCACCGAGAUCCAAAGUACUGGACAGACCCUUAUGAAUUCCGCCCUGAAAGGUUCAGUAAGAAGAACAAAGACAAAAUCAAUCCUUACACCUACCUUCCCUUUGGACUUGGUCCCCGAAAUUGCAUUGGCAUGAGGUUUGCUCUCAUGAAUUUAAAACUGGCUCUCGUCAGGUUAAUGCAGAACUUCUCCUUCAAGCCUUGUAAGGAAACCCAGAUCCCCAUUAAAUUGGCCAUGGAUAUCAUCCUUAAACCUGAGAAACCGAUUAUUCUAAGCGUUGUGUCAAGAGAUGGGACUGUACAUGGAGCUUGAUUUUCCCAUGGACUUCAGCUUUGCUCUUCAUGAAGGCUGUAUCUAAGAACGCCAGAGACCUCAGUGUGCUUUGUUAAUAAUAGUUGGAAAUAAACAUGAAAUCAACCUAUGGCACAGGGA